This is a messenger RNA of Labrus mixtus (cuckoo wrasse), 2568 nucleotides long. Its product is annotated as membrane-spanning 4-domains subfamily A member 4D-like. The transcript is spliced from 7 exons. The coding region runs from base 173 to 913 and encodes 246 amino acids. The record is from RefSeq and is a predicted model, not a curated record. Lineage: Eukaryota; Metazoa; Chordata; Actinopteri; Labriformes; Labridae. Gene Ontology annotation, cellular component: membrane.
UUGCCAUAGUUCCAAUUUCCGAAGCAAAGGCCCAGCCAGCAGUGAAGAAGGAAGUUCAGAGUUACGUAAGUGUUCCCAUGUCGUGUUUACAUGGAUAUAUCUCACACAAUUCAGCUGAAUAAAGUGUAACUGCGUCUUCAAAUCGACUGAUAGUCCUCCUGGAGAGGACAGGAUGUCUCUCACCAAGACCAAGGCUGAUGGGGUCACUGUGCUCACCUUAACCUCAGACCCCCAAAGUCUUUGUCCCCCAUUUUGCCAAAUUCUUAAGAGCCGUUGCUACAGCCCCCCAUGUUGCGACUUAUCUAAGCACCUGAAGAGGGUCCAGGGAACUUCUCAGUCACUCCUGGGGGCUCUGCAAAUUAUGAUUGGCUUGCUGAACAUUGGUCUUGGAGCCAUCCUCACUGGCAACGCCCCUUCCUGGCAAAAGUUUAACUACCUCUUUCCUUUUUGGUUAGGAGGCAUGUUCAUUUUCUUUGGUGCCAUGUGCAUCUUGUCUGAGAAGUGCCCAAGACCGUGGCUGGUCAUCCUCACUGUGAUUCUGAAUCUAUCAGGAGUUGGUUUUGCCAUCGCCGCCAUUAUUCUCUACAGCAUCUAUAUGGUUGUCGUUGAUGUGCGGUGGCUUUGUGAAGCAGAUAAUUAUGAGUAUGACUUAGAUCAUACAGCGACUCCUCUGGAGAAGAUCAUGACAGAGAAAUGCUACGAGGCGGAAAUGAUGGUUAUGGACCUUUGGAGAAGCAUUUUCACCUUUCUGAUCAUGCUGUCGGUCCUUGAGUUCUGCAUCGUCAUCAGCUCUGCCGUCUUGGGGAUCAAGGCUCUGAAGUUCACUAACAAAGGAGAAAACAAGAGCCCUGAUGACUCAGAACACUACAGACAACUGCAGGAGGCGGACGUUACCAGGAACCCUACGGUCUAAUGAAAGUCUCGACUUUGUGCUUUUAGUUACAAGGUACUCAAACAUUCUCCUGAGCUUUUAUACCGUUAACAUCAAAUAAUGUAAUAUCUGUCUGUUCUUACACAGCUUCCUUAAAUAUUUGCACUUAUAUUUGAGAUUGUUUUUAAAUGAUAUGCACCUUAUCAUUCUGAAUAUGCUGCUCUCCAUUUCAUUCCCUUGAACUUAUCGUUUUUAUACAGAUUUAUAGAUCAGCCAACGUGCCUUAUAGUCAGUGUGUUUGUAGCUGGAAGUGUGGUUCAUUCAUGUAGGUGACACAGAUGGACUGCUUUUUUUAAAUUAGUCUUUUUUUAAACAUUCAUUCAUUUGGAAGAUAAAAUCAUCCAAAUCAUAAAAUCAAGAUUGUUAAAUGUUGGAUUUCUGUUUGCAUGUCUGAUCUUGUCAGUUGGACUCUUGUUUCGAAUAUGCCUGUAAACAGUUCAUAUUUACGCAUUUAUUUUCUAUUUGUUUAUUAAUUCACAGUAAACAUAAUUCUUUUUCAUGACUUUUGAAAUACAACAGAAAAUACUGUAUAUCAUUUUUUUAUUCCUAAUGAAAACAGACCUAUUCAAGCCACAUCCCCAUAGGGCUGGGUAUUGUUCAAAAAUGUUCGAUACCGAAACCGAUACCUUGACUUUGAUACCGAUUCCUAAAUGAUACUUUUUUUGAUACCAAUUUUAUGAAAUUCAUUUUAACAAAAAAACAUUAAAUUACACAUUAUGAUACAAAUCUUUGGGUUUUUUUUCAGCUCCAUGUCAUUUUAAAACAUUCAAAGCAGUUUCAUAACAUGAGAAAAUAAACCAUUUUACCAUAAUGUGGUUUCACUUCACGAUGCAAACUGUAGUCAAGCCUCUCAAAACACAACAACAGACACGCUGCAUGCUUAUUGGCUCACUGACGCUGAUGAUAGGUAUGAUAGGUAUCGAAAUUUGGUAUCGAAUGAAAAGCCAUUUUUCGAUACUCUGUAGUAUCGAAGCAAUUCGAUCCUUGCCAAAAAAGUAUUGAAUUCGAUACCCGCCUUCAGGCCUACUACUUCAUCAACAGUCUAUGGACUGGCAGUGACUAAUAAUUUCAUUUUUUUUCAAUAGCACCUAUUGUUUUUGUUUUAUACCUAGUUAAUGUAUUCAAGAAUAAAUGAAUGAUAAACGUGUGUUAAAUCAGGGGUUACCAUACUUUACCAUACCAAGGAUCCACAUAUAGCAGCAGCCUCUGAUGGAGACCCCCUUCAUCAAUUCUUUUUUUUAAAUCCUUUGUACUACAUUUUGUUGCCACAUUGAGGGAAUUCAACCAUCUGAAGAAGUAGGCAUCUGUGUUCUCCUUGUCCAAAGUUCAGAGGGACCGAAUCAUUGUGAUUUUUUUCUAUCAAAUUGGUGAUGCCUAGCAAGAGAAGAUUGUGGGAUAUUUUCUUUUCAAGAUGCCAAAUAUCAGAAAUUAAACAUACAAAUGAUUGUCUAGCCACACCCCGGAUGAGUAGCACGGCUGUGCACGGGGCACCCAUCAAUUCUAAACAUUCAAAUGAUUAGAGUCACUAACAAUUAAUUAUCAUGUUAAUCAGUCAUUAUAUUCAAAUGUCUGUUUUUGUAAACAAUGGCUUAUCAUUUCUGUCUAAGCAAUAAUAAAACAGUUAUAUUAACAGUAAA